Messenger RNA from Zootermopsis nevadensis, 2696 nucleotides. Lineage: Eukaryota; Metazoa; Arthropoda; Insecta; Blattodea; Termopsidae. The record is from RefSeq and is a predicted model, not a curated record.
UAAUUUUGUAUUCAGUGUCCCUCGGCUAAGACGCAUGCGUGGUGUAAAUAUUCGGAAAAAUUAAAAUGGCUGGUUGUAGGCAGAUUUGGUUGAAUAAUGAUUCCGGGAUACUUCGCAAAAAAGAAGAAGAAGAUGAACUCCUAGUGUUUGGAUAUUCCUGCAAACUUUUCCGUGACGAUGAAAAGGCCCUUUUCAUUGAUCAGGGAAAACAUUUAAUUCCAUGGAUGGGCGAUGAAUCAUUAAAAAUUGACAGGUAUGAUGGACGUGGGGCCUUGUAUGAUUUAAAGCAGUAUGAGGCACAGCCGGGUGGUCAUGAUGCAAAUCGGUGGGUUGGUCUGUCUGAUGCCGAACGUCGCGCAGAACAGCUUUGUGAUGAGGAACGAUAUCGAUCCUUACACCAUAAUGAGGAAGAAGAAGCAUUGUACCAAGAAGAAGAGUUGAAGCGGCUCCAUAAGGCACUGGGCUCAAAAUCAUAUGGUGAAGUUGCAUUCAAUUAUGAAGAAGAUCCAGGCUCAGGGAAACUUGAAGAGAAAGAACAGGGAGAACCUACAGAGGAGGAAGUGGAAGGAGGAGACGAACCUUUUGUAGUGCCACCAGAACUGGAUGUACCUAUUAACAUGGCAUUGCCUGACUCUGUUAAAUUGAAUGCAAUUAUUGAGAAGACUGCUCUGUUCAUCAGCCAGCAAGGAGCACAGAUGGAGAUAUUGCUGAAAAUGAAGCAGGCAAACAAUCCGCAGUUUCAGUUCCUUUCUUUUGAUUCACAACUUCACCCGUACUAUCGUCACCUUCUCAUGGCCAUUAAGACUGGGCGUUACCGACCAAAGACACAAGAACAAGAAAAAGAGGGUGAUCAGGAUGAUAGCAGUGAUGACCACUACUUACAUCCUAGCCUGGCCCCUGGAAGUUCACGUGUUGAAUUGGCUCCCUCAAUUCCAAGUAUUAGCUACAAGCCAUCAGCUGACUGUGCUUACUCCAUGCUAGUUAACAAAAUCAAGAACAGGCAGGCGUCAUUAUCUUUGAACCCACUGCAGCAGCCUCCUGCUCCUGGCACAUCCCACCACGUUCUGCAAGUCCAAUAUCACCAGGUUGAACCUGAUCACAUUAUCCAGGCAUCACCAGUUCUCUACAGGCAAGAUCCUGUUUCUAAAGAGACUACAGCGCUGGGUUCCACUGUGCGUCAUCAUGUUACCAUACAGAAAACUUCACGUAAUGGAGACUCUUCUGAUGAUGAUGUUUAUAGGGGACAAGUAGGUUCUGUUUGUAGUGGAGGCCAUAGCAGUUCAAGAUCAGAUUCUCCUGAAAUGUUCACUCUUCCUCCAUCAGACAUGCAACUCAUAAUAGACAAAAUGGCCAGCUAUGUUGCCAAGAAUGGCAGGGAUUUUGAAGCCAUUGUGAGAAGCAAAGGUGAUAGCCGUUUUUCGUUCCUUGAUGUGAAUCAUCCGUUCUUCCUAUAUUAUCAGCAUAAAGUGGGGAUUUAUGAGAAAUUGGAAGUUCCUGCUGUUGCCCCUUCUGUAGCUUCAGUUGGCAGCACUUCAGCAAGGAUGGAAGUGGACGAUUCAAGUCAGGAUAUCAAUGUGACUGCUGGUGCUGGUGAAGACAGCCAUGACAGCUCUGAUAAAAGCAGUGAUGGGAGCAGACAUGACAACUGUAAUCAAAGGCCCAAACCAGCGCCCGUAUGCUUCUCAAUAAAGAAACCAAAAGAUUCCGAAGCUUUGCUGUUGGAGAAGCGUAGUGCCUUGCCAGUGGAAGAGAGUUCAGACGAAGAAGAAGGUCAGGAGAGAGAUAAAGACAAAGUGAAGGUUGAGGAAAAGAAAAAGGUAGAAGAGAAUUCUGUUAAAGAAGAGAAGGAAAUAAAAAAUGAGAUUGAGACAAUUGAUCUCACAGAGAGUACGCCUACAGCACAACCAUCAUCAGGAAGCAUUGUGACAGUUGAUGAAAACAGUAGCAGCAGGGAAAAAAGAGGAAGUACAGACAAGGCCAAAUGGGCCGAAGAACGAGUGAAGGAUAAGUUAGCAGCUGCAGCUCGGGAAAAAAUUGCAGCUGCGGCUCGGGAGAAGCAACUGCAGUUGGAGCGAAAGAGAAGAGCUGCUGCCUUUAUAAAUAUGAUACGCAAAGAUCAUCCACUGGGAGCCCUUGAUCCUCCUAUCAUAGGUCCCCAGCUUCCUGAUGGUGCACCAGUGCAGAGAGUUAGUGGUGAUGAAGGAGAAGUAUCGUCUGUUCCUUCUCCAGCGUCUCUCUAUGACGUAUCUUCACCACAGCACAUAGGUAAUGGGAGUCAGGAAUUGGAAGAUCGUCUCAAUCCAAAACACAAUGGCAAUGCGCAGUCUCAGACAACUUCCUUGUAUGCUCGAGUACAAGCUUUGACACAAGGGGUGAAGCGAAGGAAUGCAAGUUCAAGCAGUAACAGUGACCACAGCACGAGUAGUUUGAAGGGUCAGAAUCACGGUCAUGUGACUGACAAGCACAGACACAAGAAGAAGAAGAAGAAAAUAUCAGGCUUACAUAAAAAAUGUCAUGCAUCACCCCCUUCUCAUUCACAUUUUCGGUCUCUCAGACAUAAGAAGGAAGAUGAACGCUCGAAGUCAAGGAAGUCGAAGCAAAAGACUCAUUCAAGGUAUGAAUGCAUUUUGUUUCCAAAAACGCUGUGUUUCCUUUUAACAGCACACGUUGGUUUUUACUGAAUCUGUCAUUUCCUA